AGCCUUUGGGACUUCACCCCGCAGAGUGCAGAGAGGCAAGUCAACUCCUUCAAAAAUGGUCGUCCGGCUUCCGGAGAUAAUCCAGCAUGUGCUGGUAUGCAAGAGAAGUUUUGAGGCACACUAAAACGUGGGUAGUUUGUCAUGCUGAUGCAAAAUUUUGUGUUUACUUUUCACCAUUUUUCAUUUCCACUUAUUCCGAGACAAAGCGAGAGUCGUGUGUAAUGCCGGUAACGCAACUCCCGACGUGACGAGAAACACGACUACGCAUGAGAAAAUUAAUCUAGAACGGGAUGAAUUUCAAAACUUUCCUUGCAUACUGUGCAAAUCCCACCGCGUAUCCCGGUCCAUUCCAGCAGUCACAAGUAUGGAAGAGGAAGAUAUUUUUUUUCAAGAGAUUUUUGCAUGAAUAAUUUCUUCCGUAAGAACGUUGCAUGGCAAGGGUCGACAUCUUGCUUUUGGAAAGAGAAAAUCUUCCUUAUCCAUACCCGCCAAGAACAAGUCAAGCCUUCCAUAUCAAACAGAAAAAUGCUAGCACAACUACACAGUUGUGAUGUACUUUUUUAGAAACAGAAAUGAAAAAAAAACUACAAUCUCGUAUUGCGUGGCUGCAAAACGUACCAUGCCAUGCCCUAAUGGAUCUAUCCAUCUUGCAGGCAAGUGCGCUUUCAUGAUGCAUCUGUACUCGCAUGACAGAGCUGUUGCGCUACCAAAUUUCUGCACGAUAUUCCAGAGCUUAGACCCGCAGAGACAGUAUGGAACAGAAAAAGGAGGGAAUCGGGAGUAGGCGAUCCUGUGAUGCAGAUACAACUUCUGUAAAGCCACUACGGGGUGCUUUUGUUCCAACCAAUUUGUCCUGAGAGGAAAAGCAUGCUGAAAAUUCUUCAUUGAGUGCCGUUCUGCAUCACAAAUCCACACUUUUCCCUUUCCCCUCCUCCUCCCCUGCAUAGAUCAAUGAGGCUAAUCGUCGACGCGCUCGUACUGCGACUAAAGGAGCUCCUGUCAGAAGGGUAUAGUUUUUUUUUUAUUAUGCUGUUGCCAGCAUGAGAAACGUAGUUUUUCUUACCCCCUACGCAUGACAAAUCUACGAUCAACAUCGAUCCACAACAGGCAAUCCGUCUCAAUCGAUAACCUCGGCGCAUUUAGUUACGAUAGUGUGUAAAUAUUUUCUGAAUCACGACCUGAUUUGUGUUGCGUGUUUUGCAGGGGAGGUCGGGUUUGUCAUGUAAAGCGUCGAUGCCAUAGCCAUUCCCAGAAGACCAUUGAGACACCUCCAUCUCAUCUGUAUUGGUCCACGCAACACAAAUCACUUUCGGAUUCUGACAUGAAUUUUUUCUUCGAUAAGCCCUUUGCCAGCUCAUGGCACCUGUCAAGAUACGGGCCGGAUUUCGUCUCGAAAACACCAUGCUUCGUACCACACAAAAAACUCCAGGCGGCGUGCACAAAGUACUUUUUGUUCUGUUUGACAACCUGCAUGAGAGAUGUGAUUUGUGUUGCUUGACACCGCAUGACAAAAGGGUUUUUUGAGGAACUGGAAUUUGUGAUGCAUACAACUCAUGAUGAGCAAUGCAAAAAAUUCACAACAGUUACAAGCCAAACUCACAACGACUGGACACAGACCCACAUGCGCUUUUACGACGGAAAAAGUAAUUGACUGAGAUUGUGCUGUAGUUUUUCGGUCUGGGGAGCAUUUGUCAUGACCAGGAUUUGCAUGAAAGCAUAUCAUUGUUUUUGCACCGUGGCAUGACAAAUCAUAACCGAAAAAAAGCAGCACAUUGCAGCUUUCGACCUCCAUAACCCACAACCGCACAGUCCGUCCCAGCAAAAAUCAAGUUUUUGAAUGAGGUAAGUUUUUUGUAUGGGCAACUUGUCAUGCGGGAAGUGCCAUACUUGGUUUCCUACGAUGAUGCCAGUGCAUGAGAAAAAAUUGUCACAUGCGAAAAGCGCAUAACAACUUCAUCAGGUGCCACUCGCCUCGGGCUGCUACUACAAGACGGACGUGGUGAAGUCAGCGGAUAUGAGACUCAAGAGAAAGAUGCUUUGUCAUGCUGUCGCGUGCAGCAAGAGAGGGCGAAUUUGUCAUGCAGUGAGAGCAGUACCACCAUCGAUAGAAAAUACAAAUUUACUGUGUCAUGCUGUUUUGUCCAAGAGAGACUCAAUUUCUCAUGCACAGGCAGCAUAGAAGACAAAGUUGAUUUUCCUUUUCCAUAAAAGUAAAGCAGUUCUUCACUGCGGUAGUGGAUCUAGCGGACCGUGGUUAUGGUGGAAAAAUUGACGGAUUUCAGGAAUGUGGGUUCUUUGUGAUGCUGGAUUUUGCAUGGCAGAGUCUAGCAGGACAGAUACGGCGAAUCGUGUAGUAGGUUCAGCAUUACAAAAGUAUGCGGCCUCCUCUACCCGUCAAAAUUUUCCCACUCAUACCCCAUACGAUAUCGACCUGGAUAUGGACGUCGUUUGCGUAUAGUUUUUUCAUGAGGAACUUUGACUUUCUAAUGCGAAAGCUUGCAUGAGAAAGAGGCUCUGUCGUGCUGAAUUCCCAUCUACAAAAACAUCUCAGAUAAAAGUGGUGAACAAGAACGUGAAGGCGACCUUUUCAAGCGGUUUGACUAUGAAAGUGAAAAGUUAAAGUACUAGCUUCGCACUAGCGAUGAUUUGAAUCUGUGAUGCUCCGGUCUGCAUGACAAGACGUAACGUUUUCCUAUUCUUGCAUGACAGAGUGAGAUAUUGCGAAGUAGUCCUUUCAACUUCUCCUGCAUACCGUCCGGACCGUGCAGUGAACCUAAGCGACCCUCCACCAUGGCACACUCCACCAAGGGGAUGAAGUAUUCACUUUUUGUCAUGCUGAAUAUGCUUGGAGAAGGCAUUUUGUGAUGCUUUCGUUCGCAUGAACGUGACGUGAUACAUUGCGUCUAAAGCCAUACAGUACUGUCUCAACCGCAUGACAAAAAUGUUCCCCCAGGUUGUCCGAGUCCUGGGCGAAGCCGGACUAUUCCGCAGCCAUGACCAGCUAUUUGGACCGACCGAAAUUUAUGAAAUGGCAAGUAAGAAAGUCAUCUGUAUUGCGGACUGUACGCAUCGGAAACCCUGAUUCGCUUGCAUGCUACGCAUGAGAACUCGCUACGAAGCCACUUUUGUUUGCAACGUGUGAAGGUGCAAUACAGGACACUUUCGCUUGUCCUUCCUCUGCCAUAACGUCCCGGGAAGUGCAGAACCUCCGGGUUGGCACUGCGAAUCUGGGCAUCAUGGGUCGCGACCUAACGUCUUGUGCGUGA
This is a messenger RNA of Amoebophrya sp. A120, 3266 nucleotides long. NCBI's taxonomy places the organism in Eukaryota, Dinophyceae, Syndiniales, Amoebophryaceae. The record is from the annotation of a GenBank genome assembly.